GAGUCGUGACUUGCCUGAUCAGAUCAAUCACUCUCAUUCCAUCUCAAGAUCAGUUUUUAGUGCAAAACUACACAUGUAUGUACACAGUCUGCAGUACGUACAACCAUCAAGAUUAACAUCACCAACAUUUACUCACAUUGUAAAAACCUAAUAAUUUGCAAAUAGUGAGAGUCAAAAUACUUAUAUCUAGUUCACACUACUACACACAUAUAUAAAAAAAAACAAUGGGGAACGUGACCAGUGACCACGUGUCGCCACUAAUGGAUACCGUCUCCCUGUCGCCAUUUACCACUCCUCCGACAACAACGGUGCUACCAGAAGUGACAAAAAUCCUGCGCGGUCUGCCCUCCAACUUGGGGGAAUUUCCGUACCAAGUUUUCUUCGAGGCGGUCAGACAAAACGAGACGAAACAUUGUUCUGGUUCGAUCCUGACGUCCGUUCUGGUCCUCACGGCGGCCCAUUGCGUCAUCGAUUCCGCGCCGGAAGAGUGGAACGUGUACGCUGGCCUGACCAAGAUAGAGGACAGGAGGCAUGAGCAGGUCAAAGGGGUCGCCAAAAUCUGGACUCAUCCAGACUACAAUAAAGGGCGAAAAUGGGCAAACGAUAUUGCGAUUUUGGUCUUGUCCUCGCCACUCCGACUGAACCAGUAUGUGGAAACAAUUUCGAUUUAUAAAAGACCAGAGAAAGUGAAUUUUGGAACCGUGGCGACUGUAGCGGGAUGGGGAGCCACACUGGUUGCAAACAUGUCCCGAAAUCUGCUCAAAGUCAACGUCACAGUGACUGCGUGCAUAGGUCGAGACCAAUUUGACAUUCUACCAAAAACCAUGAUAUGUGCGGGGGACGAGAAAUACGACGCGUGCGAAGGAGACUCAGGAGCUGCGCUUACAGUGAAUACCUCUACUGGAGAAAAGGUCGUCGUAGGAAUUGUUUCGUAUGGCCAGGCAUGCAAAUUAGCCGAGAGGAGACCCGGCGUUUACACGAACGUAGCAGAAUUUCAGGAAUUUAUUCAGUCAAUCAUGGAGAGACACAACACCAGCAAAUGCGGCUACAACUCGUUCUACUGCAUCGGAGAAGAUAAGUGUAUCCCGCUCCUCAAAUUCUGUGACGGCGUUAUCGACUGUGUCGAUUGGGCCGACGAAUUAGAAGAAAACGGUUGCGAACCUUGCCCCACGGACAACUUCCGCUGCCCCUUCUCGCCCGACUGCCUUCCUAAAACGGCCCUCUGUGAUGGCGAGAUAGAUUGCCCCCAAGGAGAGGACGAGUCUGCCUGCACGACCUGCACCAUGAACAGAUAUCGCUGCCAAAAUAGCACCAUCUGCCUACCGCGGGACAAUGUUUGCGACGGCGUGACACAAUGUCCCAACUCAGAUGACGAAUUAGACUGUCGGACCUGCGUGGACGGGUCCUUCCGCUGUCCAGGUUCGACAAAAUGUAUCCCGAACGAAAAAAGGUGCGAUGGGGUGAUCGACUGUCCCCACGCGAAGGAUGAGAUUGGCUGUAAAGCUUGCUCAAAUCCGAGCCUGUACCGAUGCCGGGAAACUAUGACGUGUAUCAAUGGGACUAAAAAGUGCGACGGUUCAUUAGACUGCCCAAGCGGGGAUGACGAACAGGGUUGCGAGUGGUGCACGAACGGCCGCGUAAGGUGUAUCGGAUUGCCAGAAUGUAUUGAAAGGGGGCAACGAUGCGAUGGAAAUUUGGACUGCAGUGACGGCCAGGAUGAAGCGGGCUGCUCGACUUGUCCCGACGGAAGAUUUAGAUGUCCCGGGACGCCAAUUUGUAUUCACGGCAAGCGAGUCUGCGACAAUGUUGAUGAUUGUCCUAAAGGCGAAGACGAAGGGGACUGUCACCUUUCUGUCAGAGUGAAUCGCCUCCCAGGACAAAGUCCUUUUCAAAUUGUGACGCCAAGAGAUGUAAAUUUGCCGGAAGGUGGGAGAAGGUUGCUAUCCACGUUGGCCCCUGUGAUUGAAAACUUUCCACAACUUUGGGACAAGGUGACGGAAAAACCGAAAGAGAUUUUGGAAAAUUUUGAAAAGAAUACGCAAAAAACGUGGGCCCAGGUGACAGAAAAACCGAAAGAGAUCGUGCAAAAUGUUGGGAGAGAGGUGAGCAAGACUUGGGGUACGGUUAGGGGUUGGUUUGGUGGAUGACCAACUACAUAAUUUGACACAUUUAAAUAUAUGUAAGGCGUAAAAUGUGACUGUUGAGUAGAUUGUCUCGAUAUUUGUUUUGUUUAUAAGAUGCUAAAUAAAUAAUUAAAUAAACAAUUAAGAGUUUAAUAAAAAUUGGUAUGAGAUUACUUAUA
Folsomia candida is the source of this 2302-nucleotide messenger RNA. RefSeq names its product serine protease nudel. Gene Ontology annotation, biological process: proteolysis. The transcript is spliced from 3 exons. Gene Ontology annotation, molecular function: serine-type endopeptidase activity; protein binding. NCBI's taxonomy places the organism in Eukaryota, Metazoa, Arthropoda, Collembola, Entomobryomorpha, Isotomidae. The coding region runs from base 225 to 2147 and encodes 640 amino acids. The record is from RefSeq and is a predicted model, not a curated record.